AUGACCAAAAGUUCAUUCCGUCAUUUGCCCCGGCCGAAAAGCGGGAAACAUAAUUUGGCACGCCUGGUGGGACCACUAGGUUUUGUAUGGUCAUAUACACUAGGAAGAAUCCUAGAAGAGAUCAAGAAUUUGAAGAAUCUAGACUUCGAUCGGAAUCAGAGACAAGCAUGGUUGGUUAACUCCCUACGAAUACUCAGCCACAGAAUGUUCCGACCUCUCAACAAAAGCAAAAUGGCCCCGGCCGAGCUACUGCCGUCGUCCACGACCAAGUGUUAG
Messenger RNA from Prunus armeniaca (apricot), 276 nucleotides. Lineage: Eukaryota; Viridiplantae; Streptophyta; Magnoliopsida; Rosales; Rosaceae. The record is from the annotation of a GenBank genome assembly.